UCGAAACCAUGUUUACCAUGAGAAGGUUAAUUGCAAUCUUAUCGAUAUAUUUGCAAACGAUUAAAGCUGGAGUCUCUGAGGAGCAGAAAUGUUUGGAAUUAUCAUUGAUGGAAAAAGUGUGCGAGAAUCCAGCACCUUUCAACAUAUCAGCGUGCUCACAAGAUUUAAACUUUACCACUUUUUGUUCUAACGAAUUAAAGCCCCACACUGAAUCAUCAAAACCUUUCUUCACGGAGUGUCCGGGAUACUUAGGGAUUUUCUAUGUGGAAACACAUUUAUCAAAAAUAAAAGUCACUUGGCCAAGAGUGGUAGCGAUCAACGGGGAUGGCACAAAUUUGCAGGUACAACGCAUUUUGGGACCAGCAAAUGGAACAGAAUUUGGACAAGGACAACAUCAAAUCCUUUAUAGAGCAAUCAAUUCCUUUGGAAGAGAAGACUGUUCGAUUAUAUUUGCCGUAAGAAGUCGCUGUAUUGAAUUACCUUCUCCAGUAAAUGGACAAUUUUCUUGUACAGACAACUAUGGAGAAGGUUCAAUGUGCUUGUUGAAAUGCUUCAAAGACUUCAGACCCAAUGUGUUGCUACCAGUUUCCUGUGAAUAUCAGGGAACAAUGCAUUGGUCUCCCACGCUGACGAAUGUAAAAUGCAAAGAUGUUUGUCGACCCAUUAUUGUAAAAUGUCCAACAAAAGUAAUUGCUAUCGCAGACUCCAGAUCAAUUAGGACAACCGUCACCUGGGAUCCUAUUACAGUCGUGGACAAUGAUAAUAUUGGAUCAAUGAAUAGCUCAACAGGAAAUGUGUCCAGUGGAAGGUUUCCAGUAGGAAAUUCCACUGUUUAUUACUACGUAUCGGAUUACUCUGGUAAUACAGAACACUGUACGUUUGGAGUCACUGUUGAAAAGUUGACAUGCCUUGAAACAGUGAUCAAAAAUAUUUGUGAUCGAUCUAUUAACAGUUGCUAUGAUGUUUUUCGACGUCUGGUUUGCUCUGUUAAUUGUAACGAUGACGGGCUAGUUGAACUCCACUGUCCUUCCCAGGGUCUACCCAAUGAAAUGUGGGACGUGAUGAGAAUGAAGACUGUUUCUUGUUCAGGUUAUCUUGUUAAGAUGCGAAGCAGAAACAGUUAUAUUCUUCUUCCCGCCAAAGGAGAACCUCACACAACUCUUAUUCUGUCACUUAGUUUUCGUGUUAUGACAACGCAAGGGAACAGUAUUCUGCUAAUUCGAGGAGAGAAAGAAUUCACAACUGAAAGAAUUCUAAACAUAUCUUUAUCCUUUUAUGACCCGCAACGCAAAAAUUUCAAUUUACAUAUUACUUUUCAAAAUAAAACACUGGACAUCACAGAAAAUGUUGUUGGAGUAUGGAACAAUUUGAGAAUGCUGUUCAGAGGCAAUGGUACUUCUUGGAUUCUCAACAUUAAUCAAACUGUUGGAAGUAAAUUUCGCAGUUAUGACAUGAACGGACCAUCAUCAUUGAGGGAUGAAUUUUAUGCUGUGUUUGGGAAAUACUUCACUGCUGAAUUUCCUAAAGAUCAGGAGGGAUUAGAACUUUGCGGUUUCCAAAUAAUCAACAAAGUUUCCGGGAAUAUAAUGAACUCGCUGUGGCCAGAAGAAAUCGAAAAUUUUAAAGAUGUUCACUUUUCUACGCCUACAUUCAAUGUAUUGCGUAUAAAUGACGGCGACAGAACAUGUAGGGCAUCAAGAAACUGCUCAUCACCAGAAUGUAAAUGUUCAUCAGGAUUCAGUGGGGAACAGUGUGAGAUACCUCCAAGUAUCUGUGUAUCAGGCCUGUGUAAAAACCAGGGUCAAUGUAAUGAUAUCGGAAACAAUUCAUUUGUAUGUAUCUGCAGAAAAGGCUUUGAGGGGCUCUUUUGUGAAAAAGAAACCAAGAAAGUUUGUCCCGAGUUUUAUCAUCAAGAAGAGACUGUGAUAACCUGCAACAAAGAUUACACAGAUGAAAUUUGCAAGGUCGCAUGCAAAUCCGGGCGAGUUCGAGUUGACGAAUUUCGUCAACAUUCUACCUACAUGUGUGGGGCAUCAACAAGUCAUAAAUGGGUUUUGUUGACAAGCAAACAUCCAAUCACAGAUAACCAGGCUCCAAUUUGUGCACAGACAGACUGGAUUAUACCCAGAUCAUUGAAAUCAGACAUAACGGUAAAGUUUAAGAACAUAAAAUGCGACCAAAUUCAGAACAGACCGUGUGAAGAUUGGUGCAAUAUCAAAAUAGACGUCAAAGACUGCCAGAACCAAAAUAACACAGUAAUCAGAACAUACUCCCUAAAAAUCAACCUGACAGAGGGCAUGAACGGAGCAGAUGGAAAGCUUGGUGUUGAGGAUUUUUAUGAAAAGGGAACGGUCUCCAACGCGCUGCUAAGUUUGGUUCGUAGUUACUAUGGAAUGGAAUCAAAGCUUUUGGAGCUGAGAAAAGUGGUAGUAACUUCCCUUGAUCAAGACCGACGUAAAAGGAGCUCCGAUUCGCUACAGCAGAAUCUCGUUGAAGUGCACGGAAUCAUUGUAUAUAUAACCGCUGAAACCAUUUGUGGAGAAGGAAGUUUUAACCACUUUGGAAAUUGUGCAUAUUGCCCAGCGGGUUCAUAUCAAGUUGGUGAUAGAUGUCAAUGGUGUGCACCAGGAUAUUACCAAAGUUUUGUUGGUCAGACAAAUUGUAUACUUUGUCCUCAGGGACAUAUUUCAACUGUCGGAAGCAAUACUAUCCAACAAUGUUAUGUUCCUGGUGCUCAAAGCAACGAGGAAGAAGAAGGUCUCAACGAGGAAGAAGGUCUCUCAACAGUGGAAACCAUUUUUAGUAUUAUUGGUUCAGUCAUCACAGCUAUAGGUUUUGUAGGAGCAGUGAUAAAGUGUAUCAGAAACCAGCACUAUCUAGAGAAAAUUCGUUCCUGGUGCUCAAAGCAAUUAGAAAGAAUGUCUCUCAGUUGAAGCCAUUUUUAGUAUUGUUUCUGCAGUCAUCGCAAUCCUACGUCUUGUAGGAGCAGUGAUAAAGUGUAUCAGAAACAAACACUAGCACAAAGUAAACAAAAAUAAAUACCCAUUGUUUGUAUUAUUCAAUAGCACACAUGUGCAAGGAAUGUAAAAUGCUACUAUAUUUUAACGAAUACUUUGAAAAUUUCACGAGAAUUAAACGCGUUCAAAUGUGUGAUUAUUUUAUAUUCAUUCAUAUUUUCAUGGGACAGACACGACCUUAUAGUACGCUUCUUCAAUACUGAAUGCGUACAAACUCGUACAAAGUGAAACACAUUUAAGCAUUACAUGUACUCAGAAAAUCAAAAGUUUUAUAGCGAAGAUUAUGAUUCGAAAUUAA
Molecule: messenger RNA, 3315 nt
Organism: Saccostrea cuccullata (small rock oyster)
Lineage: Eukaryota; Metazoa; Mollusca; Bivalvia; Ostreida; Ostreidae
Exons: 18
Coding region: 9-2933 (974 amino acids)
Source: RefSeq, a predicted model, not a curated record